Messenger RNA from Podarcis raffonei (Aeolian wall lizard), 1123 nucleotides. RefSeq names its product chloride intracellular channel 4 (gene CLIC4). Lineage: Eukaryota; Metazoa; Chordata; Lepidosauria; Squamata; Lacertidae. The transcript has 6 exons. The record is from RefSeq and is a predicted model, not a curated record. The coding region runs from base 312 to 1076 and encodes 254 amino acids.
CUCAAUCCCCGCCCCUUAGUAUAAAUAGGCGGCGUCUCUCGAAACGGCUCCUCAGUCGCGGUCCCGCCUUGUUCGACGGCGCUGAAGCCCAGGAGGCAGGGAGAGAGAGAGAAAGAGCGGAAUCCGCGGGGCGCUCCCUCCCUCCCUCGCACUCGCCGGCGCGCUCGCACAAGCCGUGAGGGGAGUCAGACGGGCAGGCGGGCGAAGGACCGGCUGAGUGAGUGAAGGGAGGAGUUUUCUCGCUUGCUCGCAGGGCGUCGCCGCCGGUCAGUUUCCACGCAGAGCGGGUGGCCGAGCGAGGAGGACAGAGCAUGGCGCUCUCGAUGCCGGUCAACGGGGUGAAGGAAGAGGGCGACAAGCAGCCUCUCAUCGAGCUCUUCGUCAAGGCUGGAAGUGAUGGUGAAAGCAUAGGCAACUGCCCCUUUUCUCAGAGACUCUUCAUGAUUCUUUGGCUGAAAGGAGUGGUAUUUAGUGUAACAACAGUUGACUUGAAAAGGAAACCUGCAGACCUUCAGAACUUGGCACCGGGGACUCACCCGCCCUUCAUAACAUUUAACAAUGAGGUGAAGACGGAUGUGAACAAAAUUGAAGAAUUUCUUGAAGAUGUCCUCUGCCCACCCAAGUACACAAAGCUUUCACCAAAACACCCAGAAUCAAACACUGCUGGAAUGGACAUCUUUGCUAAAUUUUCUGCAUUUAUCAAGAAUUCCAGGCCAGAAGCAAAUGAAGCCUUGGAGAGAGGCCUUCUGAAAACUCUGCAGAAGUUGGAUGAGUACCUGAAUACACCUCUCCCUGAUGAGAUUGAUGAGAACAGCAUGGAGGAUAUCGCAGCUUCCACCCGCAAGUUUCUGGAUGGUGAUGAGAUGACGCUAGCAGACUGCAACUUGUUGCCCAAACUACAUAUUGUCAAGGUUGUGGCCAAAAAGUAUCGCAACUUCGAUAUUCCCAAAACAAUGACUGGGAUUUGGAGAUACCUGACAAAUGCCUAUGGUCGUGAUGAAUUCACCAACACUUGUCCUGGAGACAAAGAGAUUGAAUUCGCCUACAGCGAUGUAGCUAAGAGACUCACUAAAUAAGCAGUGUUUCGCACACAUUUCAUAACGAAACGCUUCUUUUAACAGAC